Messenger RNA from Pyrus x bretschneideri (Chinese white pear), 474 nucleotides. RefSeq lists its product as uncharacterized. Lineage: Eukaryota; Viridiplantae; Streptophyta; Magnoliopsida; Rosales; Rosaceae. The record is from RefSeq and is a predicted model, not a curated record. The transcript has 2 exons. Bases 1 to 474 code for a protein of 157 amino acids.
AUGGCGAACUUGGCAAAGCUUAAUUUUGUUGCCCUGGAUAUUACUGGAAAUAACUACCUUACCUGGGUAAUGGAUGCCAAGAUCCAUCUGGAGGCAAGAAAUCUUGGGGAAACCAUUAAUGAGGAUAACAAUACAUCUUCUCAAGAUCGGGCGAAGGCUAUGAUCUUUAUCUGUCGCCACCUUGAUGAGGGAUUGAAGAGCGAGUACCUCACGGUUAAAGAUCCACAAACCCUCUGGAAGGCACUGAAAAAUAGCUACAAUCACCAGAAUACAUUGAAGCUCUGUGGAGAAACGAUCACUGAGGAGGAUAUGCUGGAAAAGAUUUUUAGCACUUUUCAUGCCUCCAACGUGCUCCUGCAACAGCAGUAUAGAGAAAGAGGCUUUACUGAGUACAACCAGUUGAUAUUUGUACUCUUCGUGGCUGAACAAAACAAUGAGCUUCUGAUGAAGAAUCAUCAGUCCCGGCCUACUUGA